UCGUGCCAGGAACAUCCGUCAGAGCUGGCGCUCGGUGUUCGCUCUCGUAUUAACCGAGAGCUGAAAUUCACAGGACACGCGCGACGUGUGGUCCCCUUUCGACAUUUUAUCCACAACAACCUUCCGUGUCGCGUUUCUCGUCGAGGGCGUCGAGGCUCCAGUCGUGUCGCGCGAGCAGGUCGAUGGAGAGUGUCAGACGUGACGUACGAGUGAGUGUCGUGAGACUCCAGCCAGUGCGACGGCAUUCGUGAUUAUACGACGUGAUUACAUCAGUUGAGUUACGUUGGUGGGUGAUUUGGAGACACCUGCGGGACGACGAGUUUGCGAGUACAUGAUAUAUUCUAUCCGUCGUAUUCUAGUGAUGCGCCAACAAGAGGCCGGGACUUAAUUGUCCGUCGCGAGUGACUGUCGAGAGGCAAUCGGUGCCGAUUCAACGUGUUCGGAGUAACAAAUUUCAUCGAUGAUUAUUGUAGUUGAAAAGAAGCAAUUAAUAUUCCCGGACAAAAGAAAACAAUCAAGAAAUCGAGACACCCUGGGAAUUGUAUGAAGAGAUACAGACGUUGAAAAUUGUAGAUCUUCAGGUGGGGGUUGAUAUGCCCCAAUGACAAUAUAAUACCGUUUAUCGGGAGCGAAUACGUCUAAAAGUUUACCGUUGACGUAGGUCGUGCGAUCGAUUCGAAGAAGACGACUUCGAGGCGGUCGCGAUGACGCGGCGAACUUAAUCAGCGACGAUUCAGCGCUCGCAGAUCCGUUGGUCCUUUCAAAGUGGGUUGUCCACCUGGGAAGCGUACGAUAAUCGUACGAUGAUGCCGCUCGCGCCGACGCCAAUCGUUCCGGUGCCAUCUAAGCCGAAGAUCGGCUUCAGCAUCGACUCGAUCGUCGGCGGCGGGCAAGGUGGUCGCGAGGCAGACCGGCUGGAGCAGCGAGUCGAAAUCGAUGGCAGUCCGAUGGAGAUAGUCGAGGGCUCCUCCUCCCCGCGAGCGCGUCGGGUCACCACGAGAUCGCCCGGUGCUCAUUCCGAGGGUUCCGAUCGGCCCGUCUCUAGGAGUUCCUCCGUCGAGUCAUAUCCCAACUCGCGACGAACACCGUCGCACGCUACCAUCGGUAGCGGCGGCGGCGGUCACCAUCAUCUUCACGGCGCUAACCAUCACGGUCACCCGCAUCACCACCUGUCGGCGACGACGCAUCUAGACUUCGGACGGACAACCGUUCACAGCCACAGUGGCGGCUCUACGCCCAACAACAGCCCCAGCCCGCCGCACAGAAUACCACACGGGGAUUCACCGAUCGGCUCGCAUCCCCAACCGCCCCCAGGGGUGGUCAGGCCCAGCCCGAAUUACCUCGCCCCGCCAUCUAAUGCCGCGACGGCCGCGGUCAUGGCCGCGGAACAGCUCAAAUCUCUGUAUGGACUACCCGGUGGUCACAGUCCCGCUGGUCCGCAGGCCGGUCAAAACGAAUACCACUCUCAGCAAUUGGCUCUAGCCGCUAAUUUGGCCGCGGCCCAGCAUUUCCAGGCGGCGAAUAUCGCGGUAGCACUUCAAGCGCAUCACGGCGCGUCGCCCCAUGGGCCGCCGCAUGGACCUUAUCCGCAUGGUGGGGCUCCCGGAGGGCCACAUCCGCCACCUCAUCCGCAUCAACAGCCUAGAGAUAGCUACCCCCUGUACCCUUGGUUACUGUCAAGGCAUGGUAGAAUCUUUCCGCAUAGAUUUCCUGGAGGUCCCGACAUACCCGGCUUCUUACUUCAACCCUUCAGGAAACCGAAGAGGAUAAGGACAGCCUUCAGCCCGAGCCAACUGCUUAAGUUGGAACACGCCUUCGAGAAAAAUCACUACGUCGUUGGGGCGGAGAGAAAGCAAUUGGCGCAGGCGUUAUCGUUGACCGAAACUCAGGUGAAAGUAUGGUUCCAGAAUCGGCGGACGAAACACAAGCGGAUGCAACAGGAGGAAGAGGCGAAGGCCCAACAGCAAUCGGGGGGGGGGGGGGGGGGGGGUGGGGGUGGAGGUAACGGUGGCAAUGGAAACGCUAACAACAACAGUAACAGCAAAAACACUCAUCACGUCAGCAAAUGGCAGCAGGAGACUGGUGACUAUCAUCAUGAAGAGGAAGAGGAAGAGGAGCACAUCGAUCCAGAAGCCGACGAGUGCUCGAGUGGCUCUGAAGCGUAGCUAGACGUUCUCUGCCUGGAUUAGGAUCCAGGAUUGAACAGAUUGUCCUGAACAGACUCCAAUGAGAAUUAGAUCGAGAUGGAAACCAUCCCAGAGAAUCGCGACACACUGAUCGACUUGAUUUGUUCGAGUUCCAGUUGAGCGUCGAAGGAUUGGAUCUAUUUUGAAAUCGCAGCGUCUACGAUCGUGUUAGCGUUAUGCGCAGGAGGUAAAUAGCAGUGAGUGAAUUCUUAUGGAAUAGUCAUCGCGCGGUGAUCUUCGUAUCGAAUUACGCAGUCGAGGCUUCGGGUACGAAUCCCGUUGUGAAAGAAAAAUCGGAAAUUUCGGAAUUGGUCGCGUCGCCGGCCGGUUGACAGCGACGUCGGUUUGACAGCGAUUAGCGGCAAUACGGUACUCGUAUUGCGACUGAAAGUCAUCGAAUAUGAGAAUAGUUGGACAGUUUUAAAGGUUUUAAAACGAAAGACGAGAGAGACCUUUUCGUCAACGUAACCGCCGAAGAGAAUUUGUCGAAUUCUAUUCUGAACUUGUGCCAGAUGGGUCAAUAGAGUAAAUAUACUGUUGUAGGGUCCAGUCAUUUUGAUAUUUUUAAAAAUAUCGAAUUGGUAAGACACCUGUCACGGGUUAAGCGAGAUUUUUAGGUUUGAACGCUGGCUGAAGUAAUAUUUCUCGUAAUAAAUUCUUUACAGUAAUUUAAAUAAGACGUUUAUUAGCAUCCUAUUUAAAUUACUGUAGUUACAAAGUUAAAUCGAUUUAAGUAGAGGAGGCUUUUACUAUUUCAACGGAAGCUGUGUUUUAAAGCCGACAAACAAUCGGCGCGCAGUUUACUGAGUUUGGAAAAAAGUAUACCAAAUUUACACAGAAAUAAUAUUAUUAUUAGGCUAUAAUCUAACCUAACCAAGAUACAGCUCGGACCGUAAAUAGCAUUUUGUUCUAAAUUAAUUUGUUUCCUCUUCUAAAUAUUUUUAAAACUUACAUAUAUCAUAACUUUAUAUACAAUAUUUCGAGAUACAAAAGUUGAAUCUGUGGGUGUGAAAUAUCGCUCACCGUUCAAUUCUAUUCUUUUACGACUAAUGCAAUGAUUUCGCGUACGUACAUGAAAAUACAUGAAAGUAAUACAUAAAAUAUAUGAGCUCGAUGAAAAGGACUCUAUAUCGUAUGUUUAUUCGUCGAUAGGCGACGCAACGAGGCAGAAGUGUCUUUUAUUCUUUUCUUCUUUAGACCGGAAUCACGAUAUAGUUCCUCAGGAUCUCAGUUUCGCAGCGUUGCCGAAGCCGAAGGCCAAGGAACAAUCGCGGAAAUUCGUAAAUAUCGUCGCGAUUAGAGCGAGACGUUCUCAGGCCAAACUGUCUUAUAACGAGUUCGGAAGAAGCGAUGGAGAAAUCGAAAGCGUCUAUCGGAAACUGACUAAUGGAGGCAUUGUUUGCCGGAGACGACGAAGCUAAAUGGACACGCUUCCGGCGGAAAGCGGCGAGAUGCUCGCUAUCGAGAACGAUCGAUGCCAACUUUAACAAGGCGAAUCAUUUUUUGGUUGACUGGUCGAAUCGGAAUUGUAGACAUUUUUGCGACUUUAGGGGGAAAAGUACUUUUCAUUUAAUAAAAGCUUACUUUCCGUUUUCUUGCUUCAUAAAUUUUUCUUUAACUAAACUUUUAACUGGAAAGCCGUUCGCAAUAGUUACUUAGAAAGUUGCACGCAAUGUGGUUCAAAAGCGAUUGUUAUAACUUAGAAAAAUGGUCUGAAAUGAGGCUCGAUCGUUCGCUAUGAUACAUCGAGGUGAUACGCCGAUUGCCAUCGGGGUGCGCCAUUUACGUUUAUUGCAAUUAUAUAUUUCUUGCCAUACAAAACAAUUCGCCAUAAAGAUUAACUUGCGUCGGGCGGUGUAAAUAAAGUGUAGCACAAGAGUGAGCAGUCCUGGAGCCUUUCCCAGGAACAUCCUGACGCUUCUCGUUUUCGAGAAUGUGAAUGUAAAUAUAGAUAAACUGAGAAAAGAGGCGUACGAGAUACACUGAAUACAUGUUUGUAUGCAGAAGCGUAAGUAAAAAAAAAAACGAAACUUGACAGAGAGUGCCAAACUUCGUAAACCCCUAGCGAGAGAAGAAUCCAGUGUAAACGAGUUGUAUUUGCAAUUGUAUUUAAGUCGUUAUUCUACGCGAGCGAGCAGUAUUUCUUUCGUCGAUCGAUGUUUCGAGAUAUGUACUGACAGUUUAAAUUAUUAUUACUAAUGUUAUAGACCGAGAUUCCGUUGCGCCAUAACGGAGCCGUCGCAGUAGUAGAAUAUCAAUCUCGGAAUCAUUAUAUUGAUGUAUCGACAUAUUACCUCGAUAUUUUAAUAUUAUCGAACAGCGCGUUACAUGAGUCUCAGGCCGGUAUUUACAAUCCGUUCAUAUUUUAAGACCGUCUUAAGUAAUGUCUUAAGAUGCUAAUAUGGUCAUUUUAUUCGCUGGAUGGAGUCUUAAGACUGUCUUUGACCAGACUUAAGACGAUCUUAAAUAUAAUAUCUAACUAUGAAUACCGGUCUCAGACUUUAAUUCGAUAAGUUUUCUUAUCAAUUUCAUCAGAAACCUAUUCCUCAAGAAAGAGACGUCGAGUUUCAUGCAGGAAACACACAUGUCUACUCCGCUCAAGAAUCCGGCCGGUUGUGGCGCAAGGAUUUUCGCUUGUAAAUAAUCCUGUAAAUAGCAAAUUGUGAUUUUACUCGAGUGCAGAGCCAUAGAAUUGUACGACCAUCGAAUGACUCAGUUCGUGUUCUCUAGCAAUAUAGCGAAAUAAAUUAAACCACCCAUGAAAA
This is a messenger RNA of Temnothorax curvispinosus, 4951 nucleotides long. Its product is annotated as homeotic protein empty spiracles-like. Gene Ontology annotation, molecular function: DNA binding; DNA-binding transcription factor activity, RNA polymerase II-specific. Gene Ontology annotation, biological process: regulation of DNA-templated transcription; brain development; neuron differentiation. Bases 804 to 2165 code for a protein of 453 amino acids. The transcript has 3 exons. The record is from RefSeq and is a predicted model, not a curated record. NCBI's taxonomy places the organism in Eukaryota, Metazoa, Arthropoda, Insecta, Hymenoptera, Formicidae.